This is a messenger RNA of Ornithodoros turicata, 1071 nucleotides long. RefSeq names its product splicing factor U2AF 35 kDa subunit-like (gene U2af38). The coding region runs from base 66 to 899 and encodes 277 amino acids. NCBI's taxonomy places the organism in Eukaryota, Metazoa, Arthropoda, Arachnida, Ixodida, Argasidae. The record is from RefSeq and is a predicted model, not a curated record. Gene Ontology annotation, biological process: mRNA splicing, via spliceosome. Gene Ontology annotation, molecular function: pre-mRNA 3'-splice site binding; metal ion binding. Gene Ontology annotation, cellular component: spliceosomal complex; U2AF complex. The transcript is spliced from 9 exons.
AAGACUAGUGAUGUUGAGUAUGAGCUGGAGUGGUUCGGUUCGGUGGUCGGAAGGUUCGUUUCAACAUGGCGGAGUAUCUCGCAUCAAUUUUCGGCACAGAAAAAGACAAGGUCAACUGUUCCUUUUACUUCAAGAUUGGUGCUUGCAGACAUGGUGAUCGGUGUUCGCGGAUUCAUAACAAACCUACUUUUAGCCAGACAGUUUUGCUGCAGAACUUGUAUCACAACCCCCAAAACUCUGCACAGACAGCCGAUGGCUCACAUCUGGCAAACAUGACAGAAGAGGAAAUGCAAGAACAUUUUGAUAACUUCUUUGAAGAUGUCUUCGUUGAGCUUGAAGACAAGUAUGGGGAAAUUGAAGAGAUGAAUGUGUGUGACAACUUGGGCGACCACCUGGUUGGCAAUGUGUAUGUCAAGUUCCGCAGAGAAGAAGAUGCAGAAAAGGCUGUUGCAGACUUGAACAACCGUUGGUUUGCUGGGCACCCCAUCUAUUCCGAGCUAUCCCCCGUAACGGAUUUCCGUGAGGCCUGUUGUCGCCAGUAUGAAAUGGGCUUGAAAGCAAAGACAUGGCGUGGCAAGACAGCCUCUGAGGAGUGCACUCGCAGCGGAUUCUGCAACUUCAUGCACCUGAAGCCCAUUUCCAGGGAGCUGAGACGUGAACUGUACGGGCGAAAGCGCCGAAAGAGAUCCUCCUCACGAUCCCGCAGUCCCCCAGGAGGUGCAGCUGCAGGAGGAGGAGGAGGUGGAGGAGGAGCACCAGGUGGUCGGCGCCGUUCCCGCAGCCGUGACCGCAGACCCCGCAGGUCCCGCAGUCGAGAGCGCAGGUCCAGGUCCCGGGAACGCAGUCCUCGCUCUCGAGAGCGCAAGGAUCCUCGGGAAGACAGAGCAGGACGCUUCUGAACAUGGAUCAGGAUGGAUCAUGGAUCACUGUCAGACCCCACACUGUAGAUUGACGGGUGGAUGACCUGCUAUCGAUAACUUUUAUUUCCUUGUUUUGUCCCAUGUUUCUGUGCUGUUUCACCUGCCCCUGUAUAUGUUCUGCUCUGUAGAAAAUUAAACGAAUCUAAAGUAA